AUGGCUUCAUUUUCUGCUGAUAAUCGCGAUAUUGUUUGUUACUUGGUGACAAAGCAUUCAUGGAAGGGGAAAUACAAGAGGAUAUUUUCAAUCGGUACGCUGGCUGUCACAACUUAUAAUCCGUCUACACUUGAAAUAACAAAUCAGUGGCUGUACGAGGAUUUCAUAACAAUCAAGCCGUUAUCACGCUCGCCCCAAGUUCAGGAUGAAUUUGUCAUUCAGAUUCGUUCCAAGCGAAAAAAUGAUACGAUGCGCUUCUCAUCGGAAUAUACACAAGAAAUUUUAUCCGAAGCUCUUAUGCGUAUGCCCAAAUUUUCCGAUGCUCAACCUCAAACACAGGAUUUCACCGGCUACAAACAUGAUUGGUCGGAUCGCCGCAUACCGGUUCAACUCCGAGCAAAAAGUUAUUCACUGGAAAGGCUAAAUAGUAACGGUGAAGUCAUUGCAUCGUAUGCAUAUCGGCGUAUGAAAUCUUUGGCCAUAGUGCAAGGAUAUGAAAAUGGAUUUAUUGUGGAAAUGGAUGAACAAAGUCGUCGACAUCUGUUCGUGUGCGAACUGUUCCAUGAUCUAGUUGCAGUGAUACGACAAAUGGCUGCAACCUAUUUAGGAAUUUCAAUACCGGUUGUCAAAGAAGGAAUCACUUUGGAACACUUUAUGCUAACACGUUUGGGUUUGUGUAGCCGUGAUGAACAGCUUACUUCAUAUGUUGAGUUCAAAGUUCAAAAGUUUUCACCGCGACAGUUUUUUUCUGUGAAGCGAUUACUAUGUUUAAGCAGCACAUGCAUUAUUGAACGAGAUCCGGCAACUUAUGCAGCAAUUUGUGCGCGGUUAUUAAAGACGAUUGUUUUUGUGGUUCGUGAUGAAGGAGAUCCACAAAGCUUUACGAUUCAGUAUGAUGAAGGUGACAUCCGCUCAUACACUUCUCCUGAACGGGAUUUAAUCCUGACAUCACUCAUUGAUGUAUCACGGGCUUCCGGAAAUCAGUGUCUAUUUAUUACUUGUACCAAAUAUGAUCGUGCUUUACGAAUGAUACCACCCAAAUUUUUGUUAGAUGAAGAUACAGAAUCGCAGUGCAUGAGACAUAUUAUUUCAGUGCCACCUGGCCUGAAAAGAUAUGAUUUGAUUCGUCGCUUCAAUGCCAAUGUACCAUAUAAUGGACUUACCUAUACAGUUUCACAGGAGGGAUUUUUCACCGAAAAUAAAGCGAAAACAAUUGUUGCUUGCUUAGAAUCUGUAUUAACGGAAAAUUUUGGUAAUGAAAUUAAUAAAUGCGAAGCACAGUUACAAUGUUUACGUCGCCUGUUUGCAUCAAAGAGUGGUUUUCAAGCAUUUACCGCAGUGCCGGGAGUACGUGAAAAAUUGGGUGAUUUAGUAGUCCGCAUGCUAAAUAUAUCUAAUGAAUGUAUUGACUAUGCAACCGUUGAGAUGCUUUGUUCACUGAUGCAACCGAUGCAUUCGAAUUACGAAUUGAAGCUAGAGCAACUCAAUAAGCAAUCUCUACUUGCAAGCUCACAAUUCGUGGAGCAUUUAUUGGAUUUGGUUGUCAAACAUACGGAACAGAAAACUGGUGCGCUUGUUAUUGCUAGCAUGCUUGAUUUCCUGACAUACGCUCUAUGUGCUCCAUAUAGUGAAACAACACUAGGUUCUAUAUUCGAUUUAUUGCUCGAAAUGGUUGCCGAACGUGGGCCAAGCUUUUAUCGGCUUUUUCAAUAUCCAUCGAUGACAAUUAUUAAGGGAGCAGGUAUGGUAAUGCGUGCUAUCAUUGAAGAAUCGACAAUAGAAAUUUCGAAAAGAAUGCAGAUGUUAUCGUUAACGGAAGGAGCAUUUUUGGUGCAUCUUCAUAUGGCUUUACUUAGUGUUGGUCGCGAUCUUCGAGUCCUUGCAAAUAAACAGCUCAGUGGACAUCUGCUUUCAUUAUGGAUUGCUGAUAAUAAUGCUGCGUCUGAUUUGCUAUCGAGAUGUUUGCCUCGCGGACUACUGGAUUAUAUGGAUUCAGUCGAGAAGCCAAAUGUUAUGGAAGUAGAUUACCUAUUGACACGAAAUAAUUUGGAAGUGGCUAAUGAAGAAUCAAAGCAAAAUCAUCUUUUGGAGCAAGUUCAGCAAAUGCAACUACAAUUAGAAGCAAAACUUGAUCGAUUGUUGCAACAUUGGAAUUUGGAACAUAAAUUCCUGCAAAAGAAAGAUGAUAAAAUGCAGAAACCAGUUGUAUUGCGUAAGAGACGACAACGAGUUAAAAGUGGGGUGAAUUGGAAGCUGUUUUGUUUUCAGUUUGCUAAAGAUCAUUGUAAAGCUGAUUUAAUAUGGAAUGAAACGACACGGGAAGAAUUUCGACGCUCCAUCGAAGAUGAAAUGAGAAUUUUGAAACAGGAAAAGGAGAUUAUACCUAUGAAUAUUCCAAUCUCAUGGAAUCAUACCGAAUUCCAGGUUCGAUAUCCCUCUCUGGCUGAUGAAGUUAAAAUUGGUGAUUAUUAUUUGCGAAUCUUGUUGCAAGAGAAUGAUGCCACUGCUACACCGAUACAUAAUGCAGGGUACUUUUUCAAUAGUGUUUAUCACCGAUUCCUGCUUUCGGCAAAAAGUGAAAUGCGUUGCCUUUGCUUGAAAGCAAUGGCUAUAGCAUACGGACGUCAUCAUAUCACCAUUGGACCAUUCAUGGAUUCCAAAUAUAUUGUCAACAUGUUAUCAAGAUGUUCCAACCCAGCUGAACGAGAUCAUCUGGUAUUCCUAAUCAGCAAAUUAGUGCAAAAUAAGGACAACGUCCGUCAAUUGUUAAGCGCUGGCAUAUUGCCAUUACUCACUGACAUGGCAGUUCUUGCUCAUCUUCACGUAAGCCGAGCGAUAAUUCAUAAUCAGGUUCAAACAAAUAUAAUCGAGGCUGAUAUUUCAACGAGAAAUGAUGGUACCGCGGAAUGGUACUAUACUGAUAAAGCAAGUAAACGACAAGGACCAGUAACUUUCAAUGAGAUGAAAAAGCUUUACGAGCAGAAAGUGAUUUUUGAGCGAACACAAAUAUGGGCACAAGGACUGGACCAAUGGACAACACUUUCAGCAGUUUCACAAUUUCGAUGGACCGUGUGCUGUUCCGCUAUAACCAAUCCACUGUAUAACUUUACGGAGCUUUGCACACUUAUUCUGGACAUCUUCAUUCAGAUGUGCACAUUUUUUCCAUCAAGAGAUGAAAAUGAAUAUAUAGUGAGACCGCUACCGCAUGUUAAACGGAAUUUAUCUGAACCACUAUUACUUUAUCAAAUUGUUCAGUUACUUCUCACCUAUGAUCCUGCAAUUGUACAACGAGUUGCAUCCUUGCUAUUACAUGUUCUUGAAGACAAUCCUUUUUUGUCACGGUUAUAUCUUUCGGGUGUCUUUUUCUUCAUUCUUAUGUAUAAUGGUUCAAAUUUAUUGCCAAUUGCACGAUUCCUUCAUUAUACACAUAUGAAGCAAGCAUUUCGAUCAGCGGUGGCAAAAUCAGAAUUUGUUUCUCGCAGCAUUCUGAGUCCAUUACUUCCGGAAGCAGCAAUUUUGUAUCUGGAGGAAUAUGGUGCCGAAAAGUUUGCUCAAAUUUUUCUGGGUGAAUUUGAUAAUCCAGAAGUUAUAUGGAAUAAUGAAAUGAGGAGACAUAUGAUUGAAAGAAUUGCUGUACAUAUCAGUGAUUUUUCCGUUCGGCUUCCAUCAAACAUCAAAGCUUUGUAUCAGUAUUGCCCUAUCCCUGCCAUUGAUUAUCCGCAGCUUGACGGGGAGUUAUUUUGCCACGUAUAUUAUUUACGACUGCUUUGCAACAUUAAACGUUUCCCUUCUUGGCCGAUACGUGAUCCGGUCACAUUUCUUCGUUGUUGUCUAGCAACAUGGUUAGACGAAAUUGAUAAAAAACCACCUGCAAUGUCGUUAGAGCAAGCAUGUUCCGUCCUGUUACUUUCCAACGAUGAAUCUACAUGGAAAAAUAAAUCCGAGGUUCGGCGAGCUUACUAUAAGUUAGCUCAAAAGUAUCAUCCGGACAAAAAUCCCAAUGGCCGAGAAGUGUUUGAACAGAUAACAUCUGCCUAUGAACUACUUACAUCAAAUGUACAUCAUUCUGCUUUGCCAGAUUUGCAGCGUGUUAUUCUAUGUCUGCAAGCUCAGUCGAUUGUUUACAAGAAUUAUUCUAAAGACCUUUCACCCUAUAAAUACGCUGGUUACGAACAGUUAAUUAAAACAAUAGAUUUGGAGUCGAAAGAUGAUGCGCUGUUCACGGAAGGUGGUGGACAAUUACUUGAUGCUGCCGUGGAGUUAUGUCGUUAUACUCUGAUGAGCUCUGCUUUGAAUGCUGAGCAAUUAAGACGUGAUGCUGGUUUGGAAGCUCUGCUGGCAGCAUUUGAACGAUGCUCCCCGGUGGUCAAUUUAAGUUCGAAGGAGGAUGAUAUGGCAGUGCAAGUUUGUAUCCAUUCGCUUUACUGUUUUGGAAUAGCUGCUCAGUUUGAUGCUUGCCGUGAAAAAAUCUCGGAAAUGCCAACUUUGUUCAGUAGCAUAUGUAGGCUUUUACAGUUUAGUCAUAUUAUUCAUCUUGCAUGCGCCGCCGCAGAAUGUAUUUGUUCACUUGCCGUUUGCACCAUUCUUCAAAUGCAUCUUUUUCAAUCGGGUGUUAUCUGGCAGUUGAUCCCACAUCUAUUUCGAUACGAUUAUACUCUCGAUGAAGGAGGUGUGGAACAUAGUGAAGAAACAAAUAGGCAAUCAUUGCAUAAUAAGUUAGCAAGAUCUGGAUGCGAAGCAUUGGCAUGUUUAGCUGGCUUCCGACAAGGAACACCUGAUAAUGACGGCGUGCAGAAAAGCCUCAGAGCUAUGCUUACGCCUUAUAUAUGUCGGCUUAUGCAGCAGUUUGAAGAUAAUGAUCGUGUGUUGAAAAUUUUGAAUAGUAACACGGAAGACCCAUAUCUUAUUUGGGAUAAUGGUAUACGGAAUGAAUUGCUCGAAUUUAUCGAGUAUCAUCGCACUUCGACAUCCAACACGAGUGAACUGUUUGGUGGCGAAUUCAAACUUUCUGCACAUGAAAAGGAAUUAAUUGUAGGUGAUAUAUUUAUACGUGUUUUCAAUGAACAACCAAAUUUCAAUAUACAGGAACCAAAGAAAUUUUGCAUGGAUUUGCUGGACUUCUUGCAAGAAAAAGCUGAGCAAUUAUUUCAAGAUGAAAAAGAAAGAAAUGAAAAAAAAGAUGAUACAAUGAUUGAUUGGUGUAUUGAGCCUGCUACCACUGCAUCGGAUGAGAUUCUGCAGCAUACUAUUAUGUCGUUGCAGGCACUUGCCAAUUUACUUGUUACAAAUGCAGGUCUUGAGAUCUUGUUAAUUGGACACUACAAGUUAUUGUUUUCAUUUCUUAAACUUCAAGAAUCUGUGGAAUUACAAGAAAUCGCUUUGAAAUUGGUGUCGCUAAGUUCUGUAAAUCGUGAAUGCGUCGCUGACAUCGCUGGUUCUUCACAACUACCUCUGUUGUUUUCCUUAGUUUUACAGAAUCACAGCUUUAUUCCAACCGUGCUUUCUACGAUGAUCACAUUGGCAUCAAAUACGAAGAUCGUCAAGGAGUCGCUAGAAUAUGGUGGCUUGCUGUACAUUUUAAGCGUGUUUUUCAAUGAACAGUUUGAUCCAGCGACACGCAUCUUGGCAGCGGAAUUGUUGGCGAAAAUGCAAGAAGAUAAAUUGACAGGACCACGAUGGACACGAUUUAUUAUGCGUUUUUUGCCAUCAAUCUUCACGGAUGCUUUAAGAGAUUCGCCUCAGACAGCGUUAUCGAUGUUUGAUUCAACUCAUGAAAAUCCGGAGUUAAUUUGGAAUGAUGUCGUGCGUUCGAAUGUGAAAAAUAUUGUUUCGCAAGAAUUAAACCAACUCAGUUCACUACAGUUGCAGGAUCCUUGCACAAAAUGGAAAACGGGUGCAGCAAAUGAAAAGUGCGCAUAUUCUGAUAUAAUGGACAAUGAAUUAGUAAUUGCUGGAGUGUUUUUACGACUUUUUACCGCAAAUCCAUCGUGGCAGGUGCGCCAUCCGAAGCAGUUUAUUGCUGAAUUGAUUGAAAAAGUUCUGGAAUGCAUGGAACGACCAACACCAGAUUUGGAUAUCGUUACAUCUGCAUUCGUUGCUUUGAUUUCCAAUCAUCCAACUGUUGCCAAUUAUCUUCCAGCGCAGGGGUAUUUGCCGCAGUUUUGUGCAUUAAUGUCUUCAUCAACUGGUUGCGCUUCCCAUUCAGCGAUUAUAAUUCUUUCACAUCUUGCCGAAAAUACGUACUGCGCUGAUUCACUUGCCAGAUUGAACUGCAUUGGAGGUAUUAUGAAAUCAAUGAAGCAACAACCAGCUUUAAUCAGAGAUUCAGCUCAUGCAUUAAAGUGUUUGUUGAAACGGAACUGCAGCGAGCUUGCUUCUCAGAUGCUCUCGACUGGUAUGAUUGAAUAUUUGUUGCAGUUACUUGAUGAUAAUAUGAAAGGUGUCGACAAUGUUGCUGCGGCAAAAGCAGAAAUAGUGGGUGCGUUAAAAAAUGUUUCGUCAGAUUUACAAUAUGGUGCUAGAAUUGCGGAAAUUUUGAGUGAGUCUUCCGUCUGGGCACAAUACAAGGAUCAACGGCACGACCUUUUUCUGCCAGCGAACAGUGUGCGUGCCAUUACAGGUGAAAAUUUUAUAAGAUUCUCGAUUUUAAUUCCAGGUGCUCCGUCAGGCAUUGCCGGCUAUUUAACCGAGCAAAUGUUUAUACCACCUUCUACAAACUUUACACCGCCUCCUGCUUCAAAAAAACUGGAUCACGGAUAA
Molecule: messenger RNA, 6759 nt
Organism: Cercopithifilaria johnstoni
Lineage: Eukaryota; Metazoa; Nematoda; Chromadorea; Rhabditida; Onchocercidae
Source: the annotation of a GenBank genome assembly